CACGGUGCUCUGUGUGUGUGUCCCCCCCAGACCGAGACACCCCCGAGCCAUGUCCCUCACAGAGAGCAGCGAAAGCACCUCCGAGAAACCCGUGUCCCUCAUUUGGGGGUGUGAGCUGAGCAAGCAGAAGGACUCCUACACCUUCCAGAUGCCCGAGGGCUGGCACUGCGAGCAGCAGCUGGCCCUGCGCACGAUCUGCCUGGGGGAGUCGGCCCGGGAUGAAUUCCACGUGGUGGAGAUGGUGGCAGAGGAGGGGGACGCCCGGACCCCGGUGCCCCUCGCCACGCUGAAGCCGUCGGUGCUGCCCAUGGCCACGCUGGCGGGAGUGGAGCUGAUCCCCCCUGUCACCUUCCGCCUGAGAGCCGGCUCGGGGCCCGUCUACAUCAGCGGGCAGUACAUCUCCAUGAUGACCUCAGAUGAGGAGGAGGAAGAAGAAGAGGAGGAGGAGGAGGAGGAAGAAGAGGAGCCCCCUCAGAAACCCCCCAAGGACCAAACCGCCCGGAAAGGCGGCGCUGCCAAGAAGAGAAAGCUGGAGAAGAAGGAUGAGCCCAGGAACAAUGCCGUCCCUGAGGAUCCCCUUCCCGGCAAGGGCCGUGGAGCCGGGAGGGGCAGGAAAGCAGCGCCGAAGAAAUGAUGGGAUGUGUGGCAGGUGCCGGAGAGCCCGAGAGAGCAGCUCUGAUGCUGGUGUCGUUCCCAAAUAAAGGAUAUUUUGCGCUC
Messenger RNA from Lepidothrix coronata (blue-crowned manakin), 717 nucleotides. It is a transcript of the gene NPM2, whose product is annotated as nucleophosmin/nucleoplasmin 2. Gene Ontology annotation, cellular component: nucleoplasm; nucleolus; cytoplasm. Lineage: Eukaryota; Metazoa; Chordata; Aves; Passeriformes; Pipridae. Gene Ontology annotation, molecular function: histone binding; RNA binding; chromatin binding. Gene Ontology annotation, biological process: chromatin remodeling; positive regulation of DNA replication. The transcript has 9 exons. The record is from RefSeq and is a predicted model, not a curated record. The coding region runs from base 50 to 634 and encodes 194 amino acids.